AUGUUCCUGUUUCCGUCAUUCCCUGUCCUUCUCCUGUCUGUGGUGACAGCUUCCUGCUCCGAAACACAAGCCUGUGAGGAUAUCCAGAAGACCUGCUCCGUGAUUACCUGUGGCAUCCCCGUCACCAAUGGCACCCCAGGCAGAGAUGGGCGAGAUGGACCCAAGGGGGAAAAGGGAGAGCCAGGUCAAGGGCUCAGAGGUUUGCAGGGCCCUCCUGGGAAGAUGGGGCCCCCAGGAAACACAGGGGCUACUGGAAUUCCAGGACCAAGGGGCCAAAAAGGAGAUCGUGGGGACAAUUCAGUUGCUGAGGCUAAGCUGGCCAAAUUAGAGAGAGAGCUACAGAGCCUGAGAUCAGAACUGGACCACAUGAAGAAGCUGCAAGCCUUCUCCUUGGGGAAAAUGUCUGGGAAGAAGCUCUUUGUGACCAACGGUGAGCGGAUGCCUUUCUCCAAAGUGAAGACUCUGUGUGCUGGGCUCCAGGCCACAGUGGCUGCCCCCAAGAAUGCCGAGGAGAAUGAGGCCAUCCAGAAUGUGGCCAAAGACACUGCCUUCCUGGGCAUCACAGAUGAGGCAACUGAAGGCCAGUUCAUGUACGUGACGGGCGGGAGGCUGACUUACAGCAACUGGAAGAAGGAUGAGCCAAAUGACCACGGCUCAGGGGAGGACUGCGUAAUUCUCCUGAACAAUGGGCUCUGGAAUGACAUCUCCUGUGCAUCCUCCUUCAUCGCCGUCUGUGAGUUUCCUGCCUGAAGAGGCAUGUUCCUCGGCCCCCUCCUUGGCUCCCUGCUGAACUCUCUGCUGCUUUGGUAGAGAAUUCAAUGCUGGUUUUCUUCU
Molecule: messenger RNA, 834 nt
Organism: Nomascus leucogenys (northern white-cheeked gibbon)
Lineage: Eukaryota; Metazoa; Chordata; Mammalia; Primates; Hylobatidae
Product: mannose-binding protein A-like
Biological process (GO): surfactant homeostasis; positive regulation of phagocytosis
Cellular component (GO): multivesicular body; rough endoplasmic reticulum
Source: RefSeq, a predicted model, not a curated record